Molecule: messenger RNA, 1470 nt
Organism: Neltuma alba
Lineage: Eukaryota; Viridiplantae; Streptophyta; Magnoliopsida; Fabales; Fabaceae
Product: MADS-box protein JOINTLESS
Exons: 9
Coding region: 408-1109 (233 amino acids)
Biological process (GO): positive regulation of transcription by RNA polymerase II
Cellular component (GO): nucleus
Molecular function (GO): DNA-binding transcription factor activity; protein dimerization activity; RNA polymerase II transcription regulatory region sequence-specific DNA binding
Source: RefSeq, a predicted model, not a curated record
CACUAUCCUCGGCUCACUUCCCUCGUCUUAAUAAGGAAAGAAAUCUUCCAGCGACAUCUCUGAUCUCUCUCCCUUCAAAAUCCGACCUUUAUUAAAUUCGUCCUUAUCCGCUUCUUCCAUUUCCUUUCAUCGAAAUUUCUUUGCCUCUGUCUCCUUUUGGAUCUCCCCAACACGCUCCUUCCGUAACUAGGGUUUCUCCUGGGGCUCUUUGCUAAAUUUAGCUAAAUGCCUGCUGAUUUUCCUCAGCGUGUGUCCCUCUCCUAUUAGGCCCGUCCUCUUGCUUUUGUUUCCCUCAAAGAUACCCAAAAGCUGCUUAUAUAGGCAGUCCUUCCUCCAAACUUUGCAUUUGUUUUCUGCCGAUUUUCUCUUGUCUUUUUAGUUUUGCUAGUACGAAUAAGGUGAAUCUAAUGGCGAGGGAGAAGAUUCAGAUUAAGAAAAUCAACAACGCUACAGCGAGGCAAGUGACAUUCUCCAAGCGACGCAGAGGCCUCUUCAAAAAGGCUGAGGAGCUUUCUGUCCUCUGUGAUGCGGAUGUUGGCCUCAUAGUCUUCUCCUCAACUGGGAAGCUCUUUGAGUACUUCAGCACAAGCAAAAAGGAACUACUCGGCAAAUAUCAUCUGCAGUCGAAGAACUUAACAAAACCAGGACCACCGUCUCUUGAAUUCCAGCUAGUUGAGAACAGUAAUUACACCAGCUUGAGCAAGGAAGUUGCUGAGAAGAGCCGUCAACUUAGACAGAUGAGAGGAGAAGAUCUGCAAGGUUUGAACAUCCGGGAAUUGCAGCAACUAGAGAGGUCUCUCGAGUCCGGAUUGGGCCGUGUAAUAGAAAAGAAGGAAGAGAAGAUAAUGACUGAGAUCAGUGAUCUCAAGAGAAAGGGAAUGGAGCUGAUGGAAGAGAAUGAGCUGUUAAAGCGUCAAGUAUGGAAUCCUUCUCUGGUGGAGCAAUUAUCUGAUGGUAACAGGCUAGGUGGGGCCGAGUCUGACAUCGUCAAUAAUGAGGAAGGCCAGUCAUCAGAAUCUAUCACUGUCACAUGCAACUCCUCGGGACCCCCUCAAGACUGCGACAGCUCAGACACAUCGCUCAAGCUGGGGUUACCAUAUGCUGGCUGAAGGUAUUGCGCAAGAUAUCCUCAUAAACCAAGAGAAACGAAGACUAAGGUAUACAUUACGAAAACCGAGGAGUUGUACUAGAAGUCCAGUACCUCAACUCCUCAAGAUCUGUUAAUAUCAGUCGGAAGUUCAAGAAAGAAAAGGAACUAAUAUCACCGUACCACUUUCUCUUUUAUUCUGUGAUUAUGACCCAAAAUAUUUGAAAAGGGUUUGGGAAACAAGAGAUCUUCAUCACAUAUUCCUCUGAAGAUGCUUGUUACGUGAUAUUCCCAAUGUGUAGAUAGAAAAAGUACGUACAAUGAGUAUAAUCAUGGCGACUACGGACGAAAUAUUAUCAAGAUUAAUCACCUUUUGAUGCCAA